AGCCAUUUUCUUUGACUCAAGGCGAAAGAACCAGAACUGGAAAAAAUCAGCUUCUGCAUCCAUGAACAUGAUGAUGCCGGCCGUCCGGGUCCUCGCGAGCCUUCAAGCGGGUUGUGGACGAAGAGCACGCCCGUUAAAGAUGGCCCCUCGUCACGAACACCGAGCGACUUCGUUCUCUUGUUCCUGCAUCGCUCUCGUCCUGCUGUGCACCACGACUCUCGUCCAAAAGAUGAGCGGCAUCUUCGUACUACUCCCCUUUUUAGGCGCCAGAGUAAAGAGCUGCUCACUGCUUGUAGAGGCUGCAAGCAGGCGGCAGAAGCAGGGAUCCCACGCUGCGAAGAUUCCUACUUCUGCCCGUCCACAAAGUUUCGUACUACAGUCUGUGGAGGUGGGCGUGGACCAGUAUGGUGCUGUCCAAGGUGAGGAGACGAAUACUAAAACAGAUAUGGACAUCGACCAAGGGCAGCACGAUCAAGACGAGGAGGAGCAGUCCUCUUACUUUUCCCCUGAAGACGAAGCCACAGCAACGGCAAGUAGAACAAGCAACGAAGGGCUGAAUCAGGGGAACUACAAGCCACGGGCGUACGAACAUAGUUUUCGGCUCAGAACGCCAGUAAAAAGCGGGACCACGUCGGCGGUAAUUGGUGCGACAACAACAUCCUCGUCCGUAUGCAAGAACGAGAUCUGCGAUUUUGUGAGACAGAAAAAUCCCCUCGCAGAGAAACUCCGGGUCGCUAACGCAGAGCUCCUUCUUCCGCGCAAUCAUUAUCUCAACAGUAGUUCAUCAGCGACAGCGACGAAAUCCUCGAAGAUCACCCUGCAGGUCCUUCAGUGGCAAUUGGAUUGUCCAUGCUCACUGGAAGGACGGGGCGGUGGUGAGAAUGGUGGUGACGAGGAUAUGAAAAAUGCAACCAGCAAAGGCCGGGAGUUCUGUUCAACUGGUUCCAUCUCCGGUAUUUUGCGCUCGGCGACUGUUGUAUCCCAGGCAGAUGAUCAUGCAGACGAUGGGGCGAAAAAAGAGGGGGGGGGAGUGACGGCCACCAGAACGGUCAAGCCCAAGUCUUGCGACCCGUGUGCGUGCCGGCGGGAGUGUUCGACCACGACCAGGAAGCUCUCCUGGAGAAAACCAUCAAAAGGGAAGAGCAAUUUUUUGUUGUCGUGGACGAGGUGA
Molecule: messenger RNA, 1171 nt
Organism: Amoebophrya sp. A120
Lineage: Eukaryota; Dinophyceae; Syndiniales; Amoebophryaceae
Source: the annotation of a GenBank genome assembly